AUGAAGGAAAGUGUGGAAAACCCUCUUUAUCUCAAAUCAUUGAACCAUAUAUCUCUUGUGAGUAGAUCAGUGGAGGAAUCCAUUGAUUUUUAUCAGAACAUUCUUGGGUUUGUUCCAAUUAGGAGACCUGGAUCAUUUGAUUUCAAUGGGGCAUGGUUGUUCGGAUAUGGAAUUGGGAUACAUCUUUUGCAAUCAGAAGAUCCAGAAAACCUACCAAAGAAAAGGAAAAUCAACCCCAAAGAUAACCACAUUUCUUUCCAAUGUGAGAGCAUGAAGGCAGUGGAGAAGAAGCUGAAGGAAAUUAAAAUGGAACAUGAGAGGGCAAUAGUGGAAGAGGGUGGGAUUUACGUGGAGCAACUGUUCUUCCAUGACCCAGAUGGGUUCAUGAUUAAGAUAUGCAACUGUGAUAACUUACCAGUCAUUCCACUACUUCGAUCAUGCUCUCCUGUUGAUUAG
Molecule: messenger RNA, 456 nt
Organism: Hibiscus syriacus
Lineage: Eukaryota; Viridiplantae; Streptophyta; Magnoliopsida; Malvales; Malvaceae
Product: metallothiol transferase FosB-like
Exons: 3
Coding region: 1-456 (151 amino acids)
Source: RefSeq, a predicted model, not a curated record